UGUCUUUUUCUCUUUCUUUUUCUGUUUCUUUUUUUUCUUCUUCUUUUAAUUGUGGAUAUCAAAGAUAAACGAAAAUAUACCAUGAGCUUGUUCAGAGAGAGGGUGGCCGGAUGCGGGGCCGGCGCCCUCUCAGUGUUGAGGCAUUGGGCCAGAAGAGCUCGUGUGUAAAUCCGUUCAUGCAGAUGCCGGAUCGUGUUGUCUAGCUCGAGGCGCAGCAAUGGGCAGCAAAGGACAGGGUUGAUCGAUUGAUGCCCAGGUAAGUAGACUCCACCACAGGCGCAUCAACACUGCCAUGGCUGCCUAGAGGGCGAGAACAGUUAAGGCUGAGUGGUGCCUGCUCAUCUUGUGCAUAUUCAUCACUAAAGGUUCGUUCUUCUUAACAACACCUAGCUGGCGCCAUUCCCCUUAAUCAUCCGUUGCCUAACACAAUUGACGACGACAACGACGACGACUAUAGCAAUAACAGCUACAACAUCGUCCAGCCGCCAACGAACAAUGUUUUUCAAACGCGCGCCGGCCCACCCCAGCCACAAGCACGACAGCAACAUCAUCCCGGUCAAAACAAGCUACGUGUCCAACCCGGUCGCCCUGCCGCCCGGCUUCCUCACCACUGCCCCGCCCGACGCGCGGCCGCCGACGGCGAAGCGCAUCGACUUCGCCUCGUCGCCGCUGCCCGAGUACGCGGGCCGGUACGCGGCCGUGCUCGACCACGUCCUCUCGCCGUCCGAGUGCGCCGCCCUGCUGGCGCUGGCCGAGGCGAGCGUCCCGCCGUCGUCGGGGCCCGACAACAACGCCGCCGCCGCCGAUAAUGACGACGACCCCUGGCGCCCCGCGCUCGUCAACGUCGGCGGUGGGUUCGAGGUCCUCCAGCCGGACUACCGCAACGGCGACCGGAUCAUCUGGGACUGCCAGGAGGUCGUCGACCGCAUCUGGGCCCGCUGCCUCGCCGCCGCGGCGGCGGCGGCGUCCGGCGGCGUCGAGGGGGAUGCGGGGUUGCUCGAGCGGGCCGCUGCCGUCGGGGCCGGCGAGGUCGCGAUUGUCGGUCACGAUCCGCGGCAACGGGACGGGGCCAGGUGGGAGUUCUCGAGGGUGAACGAGCGGAUGCGGUUCCUGAGGUACAAGAAGGGCGGCUUCUUUAGACCACACUGUGACGCGCCCUUCGUCGACGCCCGAGAUCCGUCGAGGAACAUCCAGACCAUGUUCACCAUCCACCUGUACCUGAACGACUCCGACGCCGAAGUCAAGGGGGCGGAACUGGUGGGAGGAGCCACGACCUUCUACUCGAGUGACGGGAAACGGAGGAUCGACGUCCAUCCCAAGGCCGGAAGGGUGCUCAUCUUCCAGCACCGCCGGUUGCUGCACUCGGGGGACGACGUGCUCCGGGGAACCAAAUACACCAUGAGGACAGACAUCAUGUAUGAGCUCAAGUUCCCGGAAACAAGGAAGUAGGGGUUAGGGGAGGAAUAUCAAGGAGGGAUUCUAUUGAGAAAUGUCAAGGGGGUAGAAGUCUCAGGGAGGAAUGUGUGGAAAUAUUUACCCAUAUAACGAAUGGAUACUUUAAUCUGCAAAGCGGUGCGACAGGCGCACCAUGAUUAUCACUUCAUAAAACAAG
Molecule: messenger RNA, 1612 nt
Organism: Thermothelomyces thermophilus ATCC 42464
Lineage: Eukaryota; Fungi; Ascomycota; Sordariomycetes; Sordariales; Chaetomiaceae
Exons: 2
Coding region: 496-1449 (317 amino acids)
Biological process (GO): peptidyl-proline hydroxylation to 4-hydroxy-L-proline
Cellular component (GO): endoplasmic reticulum
Molecular function (GO): L-ascorbic acid binding; procollagen-proline 4-dioxygenase activity; iron ion binding
Source: RefSeq, a predicted model, not a curated record